Aureobasidium namibiae CBS 147.97 is the source of this 708-nucleotide messenger RNA. Its product is annotated as cyanamide hydratase. Lineage: Eukaryota; Fungi; Ascomycota; Dothideomycetes; Dothideales; Saccotheciaceae. The record is from RefSeq and is a predicted model, not a curated record. The coding region runs from base 1 to 708 and encodes 235 amino acids. The transcript has 2 exons.
AUGUCAAAGACGAUUGAAGACAACGGUUGGACAGCAGUCCCAAGAAGCCUCGAAAAACUGCUUGCCACUCGCAGAAACCCCAAGUCAAAGCCAAUACCGCUUCGCGUCGAGGACAUGCCGUUACCGAGCAGCCCUGUCGUAGACAUUGUCAUGAAGCACGCAAAACAUCACCUGCCCAAGCAGACCUUCAGCCACAGCAUGCGCGUCUACUACUACGGCCAAGCAAUUGCUAUGCAGCACUUUCCCGAAUGGCGCUACAGCCCAGAAACAUACUUGCUGGCCAGCUUGCUCCACGACAUUGGCACCACAGAUGCAAACAUGUCUUCUACACAACUGAGCUUCGAAUUCCAAGGUGGCAUGCAAGCAUUAAAGCUCUUGAUCCAGAACGGUGCACCUCAAUCGACUGCCGAGUCGGUCUGUGAGACCAUCAUCCGUCAUCAGGAUGUGGGCGAGACUGGCAACAUAAGUACCUUGACUGCUGUGAUACACUUUGCGACAUUGCUCGACAAUGCGGGUAAGAAUCCCGAGUUGCUGCACAAGGACACGGUUGAGAGUGUUGUGCAUGCUUGGCCUAGAGAGGGAUGGACUGGCUGCUUUGCUGCUACCGUGAGGAAGGAGACUGAACUCAAGCCUUGGUCGCAUACGACAAAGAUUGAGGGCUUUGCGGAGAUGGUCGAGGCGAACGAGACGAUGCGUCCCUAUGAUUGA